Rubroshorea leprosula is the source of this 2217-nucleotide messenger RNA. The record is from the annotation of a GenBank genome assembly. NCBI's taxonomy places the organism in Eukaryota, Viridiplantae, Streptophyta, Magnoliopsida, Malvales, Dipterocarpaceae.
AUAAAACUCAAGGAUAACAGAUAGUGUAAGCGGGAUGAAACGCAAUGGGUUAUUCAGAGAAGAUCUUCUCCGUUUUUCUAUUUCUUAACCACCUCUUUACUACUGCCCAGCCCCAGCAAAGUACUGAACAGUAUCACUUAUGUUCAACAGAACAAGGUAACUUCACCGCUAACAGCAGCUACCAAAAAAAUCUUGAUCUUCUCUUCUCCAAUCCAGCCAAGUCACUAAACGGUUAUGGGUUCUACAACCUUACGGAGGGCCAAGAACCGGACCAAGUUUAUGGGAUUGCUCUUUGUAGAGGAGAUAUCGACCGUUAUGCUUGCCUUGGUUGUAUCACCUUUAGUGCCACUAAUCUCCGAAGAAACUGCUCCAACCAGAAGGAAGCAAUCAUAUGGGAUGACGUGUGCGUACUGCGCUACUCAAAUCGCUUUAUCUUUGGCUUCAAUGAAAGUAGUCCUGUUUUGUAUAUGUGGAAUAUGAAAAAUGUCACGAAUGUGGGUGCUUUCAAUAAUGCCCUCGGUACUCUGCUGCAUAACCUUAGCAACAAAGCGGCAUUGGGUGAUUCUCUUCUCAAAUUCGCAACGGGAACAGCACCGGCACCGGUUCCACCUACCGACACGAUUUACGCACUUGUGCAGUGCACUCCUGAUUUGUCCCAGCUUCAGUGCAACUCCUGCUUGUCUGAUGCUAUUAAAAAAAUUCCAGAAUGUUGUAAUGGAAAGCAAGGAGGCAGGGUAAUUAUGCCAAGCUGCAAUAUUAGGUUUGAGAUUGAUCUUUUCUACGGUAAAGCAACUGGUGAACCGCCUCCGCCAGAACAGCCAUCAUCUCCUCCGCCACCACUGCCAGAGCGGUCACCAUCUCCUCCGCCACCACUGACAGAAAUGCCACCAGCUCCUCUGCCGUCACCAGAGAAUCAUUUGCUCAUUGAAGGAAGUAAACCAAAAUGGAUUCCUAUUGUUGCAAGUUUGUCAGCGGUUCUUGGAUUAACUCUGGUCGGUUCUUUUUCUUUCAUCAUCUGGAGAAGGAUAAAUUCAAGAGAAGAUAAAGAAAACAGCCAAGAGGUUCAACUACUUGACUUGAGAGGAGGAAAUUUUGGGAAUGAAUACUCAAAUGAAGAUUUUCAGGGUGAUAGGGUAGGAGGAUCUCAAGAAUUUCCUUCGAUUCAUUUAGAUAUUAUUAAUGCAGCAACGAAACAUUUCUGUGAUGAAAAUAAACUUGGAGAAGGUGGAUUUGGCCCUGUAUACAAGGGUACAUUAGCAGAUGGUAAGGAAAUUGCAGUUAAGAGGCUCUCUAGAACUUCUGGUCAAGGAUUGCUUGAAUUCAAGAAUGAAGUUAUGUUAAUUGCCAGAUUGCAACACAGGAAUCUUGUAAGACUCUUGGGAUGUUGCCUAGAGGAUAAUGAAACAUUGUUGGUUUAUGAAUACAUGCCCAAUAGAAGUCUUGAUGUCUUCCUUUUUGAUUCAAGCAUGAGUGUAAAGUUGGAUUGGCAAAAACGAUAUAGCAUCAUCAAAGGAAUUGCCCGGGGCAUCAUGUAUUUGCAUGAGGACUCUCGACUUAGAAUUAUUCAUAGGGACCUUAAAGCAAGCAACAUUUUGUUGGAUAGUCAUAUGAACCCAAAAAUAUCUGAUUUUGGAAUGGCAAGGAUUUUUGGUGGAGAUCAAAGCGAAGCAAAUACAAAUAGAGUUGUUGGAACAUAUGGAUACAUGGCACCAGAGUAUGCUAUGGAAGGGCUCUUUUCUGUCAAAUCUGAUGUUUUCAGCUUUGGAGUGCUCUUGCUGGAGAUCAUUAGUGGGAAGAAGAACAAGGGAUUUCAUCUUUCAGAAUAUGGUGAAAGCCUACUUACUUUUGCAUGGAAACUGUGGGCUAAAGGACAGGGAAUGGAGAUGAUAGAACCAUUGCUACUGCAGUCUUGUGUUGCUUCUGAAGUGCUCAAAUGCAUUCAUAUUGGUCUAUUAUGCGUGCAGGAAGAUCCAGCAGAUAGACCUACCAUGUCAUCUGUGAUUGUCAUGUUGGUCGGUGAGACCAUAACACUCCCUAAGCCAACAGAACCUGCAUUUUCUGUUGGACGAGUUGUUGCAGAACCGGUUUUACCCUCUUUGGUCAACAUUGUUAAUUCUGUCAACGAGGUAACACUUUCCAACGUGUCCCCUCGGUGAUUGAUAUGUGCACUCUACAGUUCUUCUAUCUUGCAUUGUCUAAUAAAAGAUUCUAUGGACA